Molecule: messenger RNA, 411 nt
Organism: Lactuca virosa
Lineage: Eukaryota; Viridiplantae; Streptophyta; Magnoliopsida; Asterales; Asteraceae
Source: the annotation of a GenBank genome assembly
AUGGAGAUGAAGGGCAAAUGGAUAGAUGGAGUGGUUAACACUCCGGCCACGGUGGUGGUGUUUUCCGAUGAACAUAUUUUUUUCCACACCACCAUCCACGUACGUUGGGCAUUGCGAUCUAGGGUUUGUUUAACACAUCCCGAGGAAGAGCAUUACACUUCAAAGCUACAUUUCACCUGCCAUCAUGUCUCAUGUUUGCUUGGAUACCCUCCUAGAGGCAGCAAGAUUGUAUUCAUGAGUUAUAAAGAUCAUGUUGGCGAACUAAGAACCUCAAGUUCACUUAUCCAAAAAGAUGCCAAAAAGAAGAUUGUACUUGGUCUCUGUUGUCCAAAUUCGCCAUCUAAAAAGUCAACACAGGAGUGGGGCCCAAUAAGCUCUUCUCCAGCCUAUAGAAAUGGGCAGUUGACAUAA